AGUCCCCAAAGUUCACCAAAAGUUUCCCUUUAGCCCCCGUAACUCCCUACUUAUUAUGAAAAUUCCAUAAAAGUUUAUAAGGUUACAGUUUGAUACCUUAAGUGGCAAGAAGAAACCCGCAAAACUCAAAAGCCCGUUGGAUAUUUUCUCCCGUUUUCCCGAGAAACUAACAUCGAAAAAAUGGCGUCCAUAUCCAUUAACUUCUUGUUCACUCCUCAAGCUCUAGCUCGACCCAGGAUUCGGAAGAUCUCCGCGAAGCCUGCUAAGGUCCCUGGUAGAACCCGAAACCCUAGAAAUGGAAAUCGCCAUCGCCACGUCGAGCUAAAAUCGCGCGACGACGAUAGACCUCAGCCCGCCCCCAUCGCCGGUGGCGAAGCCACUACCUAUACCCGUCUUCCUCCCAGGGAAGAUUUUUCCGAUUUCCCUCUUCCAACUUCUUCUAUCGGGUUCUCUGAAGAAGUGAAGCUAUCCGGGUCCGAUGUUGCGAGGGUCGAGAAAAAAAUCGAACUUUUGGGAGAAGAAGACGAUGAUGACAAUGAAGAAGAAGAAAACGAUGCAGAAAACGAUGAGGAAAUCUGGGGAAAUUACCGAAGGGCUGAUGUGUUUGAAGGAAACUCGGGUUCUUAUGACGAGGAUGAAGAAGAUGAAGACUACGAAGACGAGGUGUUCGACUAUACUGAUGAAACAACAAUGGCUACUAACGAGAGUGAAGAUCACGACAGUGGGAGAUUAGGGUUUGAGGAUGGCGAAAUGGUAAAUAUCUCCGAAGAAGAAGUUAAUGGCGAAGGCAUUGAGGCGAAGGAGAAAGGUGUGCCAGCGGUAAUGCGGUGUUUCGACAGAGCAAAGAUAUACGUCAAAGCCGGGGACGGGGGCAAUGGCGUAAUGGCGUUUAGACGGGAAAAGUAUGUUCCUUUAGGCGGCCCAUCUGGAGGAGACGGUGGGAGAGGAGGAAAUGUGUAUGUAGAGGUGGAUGGAUCGAUGAAUUCGCUCUUGCCAUUUCGUAACAGCGUGCAUUUCAGGGCGGGAAGAGGGGGACAUGGUCAGGGAAAGAUGCAGAAUGGGGCCAAAGGAGAGGAUGUGGUGGUGAAGGUGGCUCCAGGGACGGUGGUGAGGGAGGCAGGAAAGGAGGAAGUGCUUCUGGAAUUGCUGAAUCCCGGGCAACGGGCAUUGCUGUUACCUGGCGGGAGAGGUGGGAGAGGGAAUGCCUCGUUUAAAUCGGGAACGAAUAAGGCGCCAAGAAUUGCUGAGAACGGCGAGGAAGGUCCAGAGAUGUGGCUGGAACUGGAGCUGAAACUUGUUGCAGAUGUCGGGAUAGUGGGCGCACCAAAUGCCGGAAAAAGCACACUUCUGAGCGUGAUAAGUGCUGCACAGCCAAACAUAGCGAAUUACCCCUUCACGACCUUACUUCCCAAUCUUGGCGUUGUUUCUUUUGACUACGAUUCUACAAUGGUGGUUGCAGAUUUGCCCGGUUUGCUCGAAGGAGCACAUAAGGGCUUCGGUUUAGGCCAUGAGUUUCUCCGGCACACUGAGAGAUGCUCGGCACUGGUUCAUGUCGUGGAUGGUUCGGCUCCACAACCAGAAAUGGAGUUUGAAGCUGUUCGUCUCGAACUGGAACUCUUCAAUCCCGAACUAUCUGAAAAGCCUUUCGUCGUGGCUUUCAACAAAAUGGACCUACCCGAUGCAUACGAGAAGUGGCCAUUGUUUGAGGAAAGGCUCCGAGCCCGUGGGAUCGAGCCCUUCUGCAUGAGUGCAGUUCAACAGAACGGCACACAUGAAGUCAUCUGUGCUGCAUAUGAACUCCUGAAGAAGUACAAAGAAGCCGAAGGUGGGUCGGAUAAAGCGAGUUGGAACCUGAACCAUGUAGCCGAGAAGAUAACUAUGCAGCGACGAGCAGCAAUCAACGAGUUUGAGAUCGAACAUGACCGGAGCACCCGAACUUGGCAUGUCACAGGAGCUGGACUGCAACGGUUCGUUCAGAUGACAAAUUGGCGGUACGUGGAUUCAGACAAAAGAUUCCAGCAAGUGCUGGAGGCGUGUGGAGUGAACAAAACACUGAUGAACAUGGGCGUGAAAGAAGGCGACACAGUUAUUGUCGGAGAGAUGGAGAUGGUGUGGCAUGACUCUCCCAAUGGCUCAAGCCCUUCUGGUUCGAACCAUGGCUCCACCGACUCCAUUCGAUGGCCCCAGUGGAAGUGAUUCUUGAAAUUAUACGCUCUCCCAUGUCGGAUUAAAUCAUUUUUUACGUCGAUUAAUUCGCAAUAUUUUGCACGAUGAUUUAAA
Tarenaya hassleriana is the source of this 2280-nucleotide messenger RNA. RefSeq names its product GTP-binding protein OBGC, chloroplastic. The record is from RefSeq and is a predicted model, not a curated record. NCBI's taxonomy places the organism in Eukaryota, Viridiplantae, Streptophyta, Magnoliopsida, Brassicales, Cleomaceae. Gene Ontology annotation, molecular function: magnesium ion binding; GTPase activity; GTP binding. Gene Ontology annotation, cellular component: mitochondrion. The transcript is spliced from 6 exons. The coding region runs from base 181 to 2196 and encodes 671 amino acids.